Molecule: messenger RNA, 1125 nt
Organism: Paramecium tetraurelia
Lineage: Eukaryota; Ciliophora; Oligohymenophorea; Peniculida; Parameciidae
Exons: 5
Cellular component (GO): nucleus
Source: RefSeq, a predicted model, not a curated record
AUGAACAAAAUUUUUUUAACCUUCGUACUUGUUAGUGUCUGUUUGUGUUAAGAAGAAACUCUGAUUUAACUCGAAAAUGGAGUAAGUUUAACCAAUCUAAAUAAACUCAUGACUUUGGAUUAUAGUCAAUUAGAUUGUUAAGCAAAUUUAUUAUAAGUUAGUCACUAAUUAAAAAUGUGGGCUGAACUAUUUUAGGAUGAGAAAGUGAUUCAUCAUGAAAUUCGAUUAUUGAGUACUGCUCAUAAAAUCCUUAAUUAACAAAAGUUUAAUAGAUAAAGAAACUCAAACACUGUGCAAAGAGCAAAGAGAGUACUUGCUGCCUUGAGACACAAUACACAUAAGAGACAACAUACAAUUUAUUAGUAAUGGAGAGCAAAUGAAAUCGAUCAAUUGAAACAUUCAAUCUAAUUAUUACAAACAGCAACAAAUCAAGAUGAAAGCAAAUAAUGUUGUGAUAGAAUUGAGUAAUUGAUCAACAAGUUUUUGGACGAGAGAAAACAUAUUGCUAAGUAAUGUGGAAAUGCUGAUGUUACCAUCAAUAUUAUUAAUGACAACGAAGGUAAAAUCCAAGUGAUCAAUAAGAAAUGCCAUGAAAGCGACCCUGAUGUUAAAAUUAAUAGAGUUGAUUCAUUUGACAAAGUUAUUGUUGGAUAAGCAUAACAAUAAAAGAAACAAGUUGUUGAAGAAGUACAUGAAGAACACCAUGAAGAACACAAGGAAGAAGUACAUGAAGAACAUAAGGAAGAAGUACAUGAAGAACAUAAGGAAGAAGUACAUCAUGAAGAACACAAAGAAGAAGUACAUGAAGAACACAAGGAAGAAGUACAUCAUGAAGAACACAAAGAAGAAGAACAUCAUGAAGAACACCACGAAUAAACUGAGACUGUAACUAAGGAAACUGUUGAAUAGGAAGAAGAAGAAGAAGAAGAAACAGAGGAAAUAGUCAUUGAGGAAACAGUAACUAAAACUACUACACACAAAACUGAAGAAAUCCCUGAUGACGACGAUGAUGUUGUUGAAGGAGAAUUGGUUUCAGCUUAAGGAGUAGGAGCAAGUGGGGAAGGAGGUAGAACCUGAUUAAGUUAAUAUCAACAAUAAAUAUACAUGUUAAAUAAUCUUGUUAUA